Molecule: messenger RNA, 228 nt
Organism: Besnoitia besnoiti
Lineage: Eukaryota; Apicomplexa; Conoidasida; Eucoccidiorida; Sarcocystidae
Product: putative apocytochrome b
Exons: 2
Coding region: 1-228 (75 amino acids)
Cellular component (GO): membrane
Molecular function (GO): electron transfer activity
Source: RefSeq, a predicted model, not a curated record
AUGGUUUUGGGCUCCUAUGUCGAAUUAUCGCACCCAGAUAACUCCAUACCAGUGAACCGGUUUGUAACUCCGCUUCAUAUCGUACCUGAAUGGUACUUUUUAGCAUAUUAUGCGGUGUUAAAAGUAAUCCCAUCCAAAACCGGUGGUUUGUUAGUAUUUAUGUUUAUCAAACAUGUCAAUGAAAUAUCAACAACGAUUGAAACUUAUUUGGUUAACAUAACAACAUAG